GAUGGAAUUGAACAUCACAAGUCGAUUUCAAUCCAAACAACAAAGUAUUCAUUUUCAAUAAAAUCUAUUAUAUUUCAAUCUUUUCUGAAACUUUUCCUCUAUUCAUACAUUCAUCAUGAUUGGACAAAGUUUCACCUUCAUUUUACUAUUAACUGUAAUUUCAUCUACUUAUAGCGAGAAAAAAGAUAUGAAUUCAGAUUUAGCCCGUUUUGAUCACAUAUGUAAGGCUUCGUUGAAAGCAAUAAAAGAAGGAUAUUUCGACCUGAGGAUCAAUGAGAGAGCUGAAUGCAGGGAGAAAGCUGUGCCUGAAAAUAUUAUGACAGCAUUGACUAAAUGUGAAGCGACUUUGCCAAUGGAUUCACAGCAAGCAGUAAAAGAUGCUUGCGCCAAUGAGGCCGAAAAUGCACCCAAAUGGGCACAGGUAUGGGACUGUAAAGAAAAAGCAUUCGGCAAAAAUUACGAUGCAAUGCUAGCAUAUGCCCUAUGUACUUUGAACCAAGGUGCAAGAUAGUUCAUGAAAAAGUCCAUUACAAUUUCAACAAACCUAAACUAAGCAAAAUGGUUCUUUCAAUUACCGUUAAUUUUGUCCAAUUUAUUCUCCUUGUCGUCACAAUUUGAACAAAUUUUCAACUCAAAUGUUAUUUUUGAAUAAUAAA
Molecule: messenger RNA, 656 nt
Organism: Tetranychus urticae (two-spotted spider mite)
Lineage: Eukaryota; Metazoa; Arthropoda; Arachnida; Trombidiformes; Tetranychidae
Source: RefSeq, a predicted model, not a curated record